CCCAGAGAUCAGUUACAGCACUUUCAUAGCUAUUACAGCUAGCAAUUCCCAGUCAUUGAGACUGUCUUUUCCUUGUUCCUUGUUCUUGUUGUUCUGCGUUCCUCCGAGUGUCUGCAGCUGCCUGCUGCAUGACAGGGAAGGUCUAGCCCUGAACUCAAAUUUGUUCGACAGGUCUCAGCCCAAAUGGCUUUUGAGCGUGCAAAUUCGAUCUCGGCACGCAUAAAAGCAAUACUUCAAUCUUCAUUCCCGGCAGCAAGAAUUCCAAGCUUCAUCGGCUACGCCGCCUAUUCUGCCUGUGCUGUCCAAAUUCCGUUUCUGUGGUGCAAGAACCCUAGCGUGUGCACUCUUGCACGCUCUAAUGUGGCUGCAAACUUGAGUUGUAUCCAGAAAAUGGGGAAAUAUUGGAAAUUCGUCGCGCUUCUAGGUAUUAACAUCCAAACUCUUUAUUCUUUACACGAGACAGAACCUCCAGAGCUAGACGAUGAACCUAGGUUCUUGGAUUCAGACAGCCUACUCGGCCUGAAGCCAACCAAUCGACGUGUUCAAGCAUCAAUUCUCAGUCACAAUGAAAUAGUCUGGCAAAGUGGCGGGUCCAUGGCAGACCAUGAUGCUGAGAUAACGGAUAUGAACAUUCCUCAAGGUCCAACAAGAGGACUUGCCAAUGAAGAAACCAUGUCUAGCCUGAUCGACAGGAUCUCAGAAACCGAGGUAGCACAGAGCGCGAACCCUCAUGCAUUACGAGGCUUCGACAUUGAACCUUGGGAUGGCAUAUUAGACCCGGCGCUGAUCCAACACGGCGUUAAUUCGGAGCAAUUGUCGUCGUUUGACAAUUGGCUGAAUCAGUUCCAGGUUGACGACGAUUUUCAGCAGCAACUGAUAUAGACAUUACUCGGUGGGCUCUAGCAUAAUGUACAAUUCAUCUCUUACUAUAUCAAUGUUCAGGGGGAUAGAGAAAGUGGUCUUUUCGGACUUUCUAGAGUGCCAUUCUGUAAGGAGUGAUUGUACUGUGGGUUGCAUCUGAGCUGUACUAAAAAAGUUGAGCCCGAGUGAAG
This is a messenger RNA of Exophiala mesophila, 1052 nucleotides long. RefSeq lists its product as uncharacterized. Lineage: Eukaryota; Fungi; Ascomycota; Eurotiomycetes; Chaetothyriales; Herpotrichiellaceae. Bases 184 to 882 code for a protein of 232 amino acids. The transcript has 3 exons. The record is from RefSeq and is a predicted model, not a curated record.